Messenger RNA from Trichomycterus rosablanca, 3956 nucleotides. It is a transcript of the gene dhx33, whose product is annotated as DEAH (Asp-Glu-Ala-His) box polypeptide 33. Gene Ontology annotation, biological process: positive regulation of transcription by RNA polymerase I. Gene Ontology annotation, cellular component: nucleolus; intracellular anatomical structure. Lineage: Eukaryota; Metazoa; Chordata; Actinopteri; Siluriformes; Trichomycteridae. The coding region runs from base 80 to 2122 and encodes 680 amino acids. The record is from RefSeq and is a predicted model, not a curated record. The transcript is spliced from 12 exons. Gene Ontology annotation, molecular function: double-stranded RNA binding; helicase activity; ATP binding.
AUUUUGCUUCAUUUUUAGUAAUCGGAGGCUUGGCGUUUGAAGGACUAAGGGUUAAUUUCGCUCGGUUCUUUUUCGGAUCAUGCCCCACGACCCCGAUCUUCCUCCGGCCAAGAAGUUUAAGCCGGGCUCCCCUUUUUUCUCUUCACAUAAGAAGCCUGGCAUGCUGCUGCCAAAGAAAGGAAAUGUACCUAUAUAUAUAGAGGGCCAACGGAAACAACUGCCUAUUUACCAGGCCAGAUCGAAGCUGAUCGACCAGCUCAGACAUUUACACAAUGCUGUAUUAAUAGGAGAGACAGGAUCUGGUAAGACCACACAGGUCCCUCAGUAUCUCUAUGAAGCUGGGAUUGGUCGGCAGGGCAUGAUCGCCAUCACUCAGCCCCGACGUGUGGCUGCCAUCUCACUGGCGGGAAGAGUGGCUGAGGAAAAGAAAACCCAGCUUGGAAAACUGGUGGGUUACACGGUGCGAUUUGAAGAUGUGACGUCCCACGAGACCAAGCUUAAGUUCAUGACAGACGGUAUGCUGCUAAGAGAGGCGAUCGGGGAUCCUCUGUUGCUGCGAUACACUGUGGUGAUUCUGGAUGAGGCUCAUGAGCGUACCGUCCACACGGACGUCCUCUUUGGCGUGGUCAAGAGUGCCCAGCGCAAACGCAAAGAGCAGAACAAGAUCCCGCUAAAGAUUAUCGUGAUGUCUGCCACCAUGGACGUGGACCUGUUCUCUCAGUAUUUUAACAAGUCUCCUGUGCUGUACUUGGAGGGCAGGCAGCACCCCAUUCAAAUCUACUAUACCAAGCAGCCACAGUCUGACUACCUGCAUGCAGCUCUGGUCUCCAUCUUUCAGAUUCACCAGGAAACCCCUUCAUCCCAUGACAUCCUGGUGUUCAUGACCGGUCAGGAGGAGAUCGAGGCACUUGCUCGUACUUGUCGUGACAUUGCCAAACAUCUGCCUGAAACUUGUGGACCCAUGAUUGUGAUCCCCCUGUAUGCAUCACUUCCUCCUGCUCAGCAGCUCAGGGUCUUUCAGCCUGCACCUAAGGGCUGUAGGAAAGUUAUCCUCUCCACCAAUAUAGCAGAGACGUCUAUAACUAUCUCUGGAAUUAAAUAUGUCAUCGACACAGGAAUGGUGAAAGCCAAGCGCUAUAAUCCAGACAGUGGUCUGGAAGUGUUGGCAGUGCAUCGGGUAUCCAAAGCUCAGGCCUGGCAGCGGGCCGGCAGGGCAGGGAGAGAAGACUCAGGAUCUUGUUACCGUCUCUACACAGAACACGAAUUUGACAAUCUAGCCAGCAUGACUGUACCUGAAAUCCAACGGUGUAAUUUGGCAGGGGUAAUACUGCAUCUACUGGCGCUGGGUGUUCCUGAUGUGAUGAACUUUGACUUUAUGUCCAAACCAUCACCUGAGUCAAUGCGAAUGGCGGUGGAGCAGCUGGAUCUACUAGGGGCUGUAGAGAGGAAGAAUGAUCAGGUUUUUCUUACUCCGCUAGGGAAGAAGAUGGCAUGCUUCCCUCUGGAGCCCCGCUUUGCUAAAACCAUCAUACUCUCACCAGAUUUCUCCUGCACAGAGGAGGUCCUGACUAUCGUCUCUUUGCUCUCGGUGGACUCUGUGCUGUACAAUCCACCAGCCCGCAGAGAUGAGGUGCUUGUUGUGCGCAAGAAGUUUGUCUCCAGCGAGGGAGACCACAUAACCCUUUUAAACAUCUACAGGGCCUUCAAGAAAGUCAGCGGGAAUAAGGAGUGGUGUCGAGAGAACUUUGUGAACAGCAGGAAUAUGGGUCUGGUGGCUGAAGUUCGAGCACAACUGAGGGAUAUUUGUAUUAAGCUGGGACUGAAGCUGGAAUCCUCCCAGUCAGAACUGGUAAAUGUGCGGCGCUGCCUGGCACACAGCAUGUUCACCAGCGCAGCUGAGCUUCAACCAGACGGUACCUAUGUGGCUCUAGACACCCACCAGCCCGUAGCUAUCCACCCGUCCUCUGUACUGUUUCAGGCCAAGCCUGCCUACGUGGUGUUCAAUGAGCUUCUGCACACGUCACGCUGCUACAUGAGGGACCUGUGCCUGGUGGAUGCUGACUGGCUGCAGGAAGCGGCGCCCGAGUAUUUCCGACGUAAACUCCGCACGGGCAAGAGCUAGUGAAGUCAGGGUCUUCUGGGCUGUGUGACCAAAUAUAACUAAAAGGUUUGAGUCAGGUGGUUAUGGAAGGGCUAGUGGUGAGUCAAGGUGACUGAGUGUGUGGCAUAAUCCAAUAGAUAUUUAAUUUGAGGACUUCCUUUGUGUUGGGAAAUGCUUACUGAUAAAACCUCUCAAAGCAGCAUUAUUCUCAUCAUCUUAUCUGUGUAACUGAAUGAAAACUUGACAAAGGAAUUUUCAUUUUCAAUAAGAACAAGUCAAAAAAAAUCAGCACACCAAGCCCCCUCUGAAGACACACUUUGUUACAUUACAGUUUAAAUUGGCUGUUUGGUUUUUGUCCACUAUUAGGAAAUAAGAGCUGCUUCUCAUGCUUUUCUGUGUCUAGGGUUGCCAGAUCCUUUUCCGAAAAUUGCUGUUACUCUGGUUAUACCUUGUUAUACCCUUCAGACACAAUUGCCGUUUGUUUGGUGGAGGAAAGGCCAGAUUCAGGAUCACUUUGUUGUCUGUACAACAGCGCCACAUACUGUUUACAAGAGGCAUCAGCUUGAAUGGUGAUGGAAUACUUAAGUGUAUUGUCUUCCUAUAGAGCUUGAUUGCUUCUUGUGUGUCAGUGGGGGCUUGUGAUAGUCUGCAGUCCAUUUUGGGCAGGAUGAAUGUCAUGUUUUAGGAGGAGGUUGACAGAAUAAUGAGGCAGGGGAUUGGGGGAUUAGACAAAUGUUUAAAUAUAAACUUGAACUUUGCCUGAAUAAAUAAAAACAUAUAAAUAUUAACCCUAUAUUGGAGGAUAAACUGUCUUUAGAAUUAUAUCACACAUCUUGUUGCCUUGACUUGCAAGUUGAUCAUAACAGACGUUGUUUAUUCUAGUCUUAGACCAAGUUUGCUGGCUCUAAGGAUGAGCCAACACUGAACGUAGGUUUAAACGAGGGUAAACAAUGGACUAUUAUUUGGGUGAAAGUUCAGGAAUGUCUUUGGACAUCAGACAUAUUUUGCACAGCCACCCAAGGCUGCGUUUGGUUCAUUCGCGUACUCAGGCAGUUUAAUACUGGAAGCUUUUUUUAUGGAGAGUUCUUUCUACCCGAGAAGAUUCUUAAGAUGUCAUGCCUGUUUCUAAAGGUUUUAAAAUUCUGUAUCGUACGUUUACUUGAUGCAACUAAGAUAAGCUUGCCUUUAUGAAUGUUUGCAUGUUCUCUCAACCACAUUUGCCAUGCUAUAUCUGGACUUGAAUUGUGUCUAAGCAAAUACUUCACUAAUAAGCAAAAUAAAAAAGGAAUGGGAUUUGGACAGCUUUCCCACUUAGGUCUAUUCAAUCAAUUUAGACACGUUGAAUGGCUGGUGCUUGCUUCUUUAGUUUGGUGAUGGAGCUAGAAGACAAAUGUAGCUAGCAUGUAAUAAAGGCCAUUCAGAAAUUCAUUGAUUAAUUUAUCAUUAUUAACCACUGCCAUCUGUGUGAAAUUCCUCAAUAUGACCUGUCCAUAUCUCCUAACAGGUUAUAAUGUCAUUGUCAUUAGCUUUGUUAGCAGUCAAAACACAAACAAUGACCAUCUGUGAGAAGAUGACCUUUCCUUAAUGUUUACAUUAAAACUGGGAUCAAGCACCCUUGGUCACAAUUUAGAUGGAGAUGGGUGUGGCUGUAUUACCAAGUAACAUGUGGUAGACAGUUUGAUGUUGAUUUUAUAUUGCUUUAAAGCUCUACUAGUAGUCUAAACCUUUAAAAAGUGUGUGUUUUGAUAUAUACACUGUAUGGCUAAAAGUAUAUGGCUUCCCCUUCAAUUUCCACAUGUUUUAGCUAUAUCAAUUGCUAACAAGUGUGUAACAUUAAUUAUACAUUUAUAUUAUG